AUGUCGACGGCCCCCGAGACGCUCGGCCCCUACCAGAUCGGCGAAGCGCUCGGCAAAGGCGGCAUGGGCGCGGUGUACCGCGGCGUCCACCGCGAGACCGGCGACCUGGUGGCGGUAAAGGUUCUCAGCCCGCGGCUGGCGGUCUCCGAAGGGUUUCGUGAUCGCUUCGAGGGAGAGAUCGAGUCGCUCAAGUCGUUGCGCCACGCGGGGAUCGUCCGGCUGUUCGGUUACGGCGAGCAGGAUUCGGUCCCGUUCUUUGCGAUGGAGCUCGUCGACGGCCCCAGCCUGGAGGAGGAACUCCGCAGCGGCAGGCGUUUCACGUGGCGCGAGACGACGCAGAUCGCGAUCCAGGUCUGCCGCGCGCUGAAACACGCCCACGACCACGGCGUGAUCCACCGCGACCUCAAGCCGGCCAACAUCCUGUUGGCCUCCAAUGGGCAAGCGAAGCUCGCCGACUUCGGCAUCGCGCGGGUCUACGGGUCGACCGGCGUGACGAUCGCCGGCGGCAUCCUCGGCACGGCCGACUACAUGUCGCCGGAGCAGGCGGCCGGCAAGCCGGUCAACGCGCGUUGCGACCAGUACAGCCUCGGCGGCGUGAUGUACGCGUUGCUCGCGGGGCGGCCGCCAUUCCGGGCGACCGACAUGCCGGCCAUGCUGCAGUUGCACCGCUACGCCAUCCCGGAGCCGGUGCGCCGCUUCGCACCCGACACGCCGAAAGAACUCGAGCGGAUCGUCUCGCAGUUGCUCGAGAAGGAACCGGCGGACCGAUUCCCGAACACGCUGAUCGUCGCGCGCCGGCUCGAAGCGAUGAGUCGCGCGUUGUCGCGCCCCGCGGCAGACGACUUCGAACUGCACGCCACGGGUGUCGUGUCGGACUCGACGGCGCCCGUCGAGAAGGCGGUCGACGAACUGGCGAUGGCGGCCACGAUGCCGGCGGCCGACCUGGGCGAGUCGCUCGACCUCCAGUCGGCGCCGACCGAGCCGCCGCCGGCCGACGCCGCCGCAGCGGUCUCGACGAUCGGAUCAACGUACACGGCCGUUGAUCCGACGCCGGCGUCGCGGGGGACUUCCAACUUGGCGAUCGUCCGCCAAGCCGCCGGCAUCCUCCUGGUGCUGGCCGCGAUGGCGGGCGUCGCCUGGUGGGCGCUCCGGCCGCUGACCGCGGAUCAACUGUAUGACCGCAUCGCGGCCGGCAUGGAGCGAGGCGAGCUGAGCCGCGGGCUGCUCGACGACACGGCGUCGUUCGCCCGGCGCUUCGGCGGCGACGAUCGCGCCGAGGAAGUGGCGGGAUGGCGACGCGACCUGCGGCUGAUGCAGCAGCAGAACCGGCUCUCUCGGCUGAAGACGACCACGAAACGUGGCGCCGCUGGGUCCGCUGCCGAGGCGCUGCAGCGCCGCGCCGCGUUGCUCGCCGAACGAGAGCCUGCGGCGGCCAUCGAGGCCUACGAGAGUCUCGCCGAGCUGCUCUCGACUCCGACCGAGGGGGAAGAGCCGUCGGCCGAGAACACGGAGCUGGCGGACGUCGCGAUCCGAGAGGCGCAGCGUCUGCGGGCAGAGAUGGAGGCGGAGGCCGCACGCGUCGCGGAGUUCGCCGCCGAACGGUUGGUGGUCGCCCAAACGCUUGUCGAGAGCGAUCCGAGUCGCGCCCACGCCAUCGCGACGGCCGUGAUUAGGUUGCUACCAGCAAGCGAAGCGACGCUGGAAGUCCUCGCCGAGGCCUCGGCGAUCGCCACGCAGGCAACGGGUCUCUCAGCCCGCGCCCUUCGACCGUGCGACCCGAUGCCCGCAACCGACGCUCGCUACGCCAAGAGCCGCCAAGCCUUCGCCCACGCCAAGACCCUGAUGCCGGGCGGCGUGAACAGCCCGGCGCGGGCGUUCGGAGCGGUGGGUGGCGAACCGCUCUUCAUCGAACGCGCCGAAGGACAGCACCUCUGGGACGCCGACGGCAACCGCUACCUCGACUACAUCGGCUCGUGGGGGCCGAUGAUCUUCGGCCACGCCUACCCGCCGGUCGUCGAAGCGCUCGAGGCGGCGGUCCCCCGCGGGACGAGCUACGGCGCCCCGACCGCCGGCGAAAGCGAGCUGGCCGAGUUGAUUAUCGACGCCGUGCCGGGCAUCGAGCGCGUCCGGCUGGUGAACUCUGGCACGGAAGCCGCGAUGAGCGCGAUCCGGCUGGCGCGCGGCUUCACCGGCCGAGACCGGAUCGUGAAGUUCGCAGGCAACUACCACGGGCACGUCGACAGCCUGCUGGUCGCCGCGGGCAGUGCGGCCGCGACGCUUGCCGUACCGAACUCUCCCGGCGUGACGGCGGGCACCGCCGGCGACACGAUCGUGUUGCCGUACAACGACCCGCAAGCCCUCGAGGACGCUUUUUCGAAGCACGGCGACGAGAUCGCGGCGGUCGCGUUCGAGCCGGUCUGCGGCAACAUGGGCGUCGUGACCCCGACCGACGAGUUCCUCAAGACGCUGCACGACACGCCACGCCAACACGGCGCCGUGUUGCUCUGCGACGAGGUCAUGACCGGCUUUCGGUUGGCGCUCGGCGGCGCGCAGGAGCGUUUGGGCAUCGAGCCCGACCUGACAACGCUCGGCAAAAUCGUCGGCGGCGGCCUGCCCGUCGGCGCCUACGGCGGUCGAUCGGACGUCAUGGGCAAGGUCCUUCCCGAAGGGCCUGUGUUCCAAGCCGGCACGCUGAGCGGCAACCCGCUCGCGACGGCGGCCGGGUCGGCGACGCUGCGCGCGUUGCGUGAGACGCCGCCCUACGAGCGGCUUGAAGCCUUGGGCGAACGCCUCGCCGCCGGCCUCGGCGAGGCCGCUGCCGCCGCGAGCGUUCCGCACGUCGUGCAGCGGAUCGGCAGCAUGGUGACGCUCUUCUUCCACGACGGGCCGGUCCGCUCCUGGGACGACGCGGCCGCGUGCGACACCGCGUUGUUCGGCCGGUUCUUCUGGGCGAUGCUCGACCGCGGUGUCUACCUGCCGUGCAGCCAGUACGAGGCGAUGUUCAUCUCGGCGGCGCACACCGACGAGGUCAGCACGAAUAGCCCCGACCAAGCUUGGUCGGGGCUAUUGGGCGUUCUUCGCGAGUUUCUCCUCGGCCGCGCUUGGCCGGUGGUAGCGCGGCGCGAGCUCAAAGACGUCGUCCGACUCACCAGCCAGCCAUCGCCGCCACGCAACGGUCAGCACCGCGUCGGCAAGGGGCUCGACCUCAUCACUCGUCACUCCGGCCCGCUCCCCCACAACGAGACUCGCGAUCGGGCCAACAACAGAAAAGCACUCGCGUCGCUGGGCGUCGACGACGGUCCACAAUCGCUCCGCCGUAGGCGCCGCGGCUUCGGCCAGAGCGUCGAGCGUGUCGACGCCCAACACGGCGGAGCCGGUCGCGUAGGCAAGCGCCUUGGCGGUCACCACGCCGACCCGGAGCCCGGUGAACGAGCCGGGGCCGACCGCGACGGCGACGUUGGCAAGCGAAGCGGGCUCCCAUCCGAGUCGCUUCAGCAACGCGUCAACGGCCGGCGCCAGCGAUUGGGCGGAUCGAUCCGCCUGGCUGAGCGGCUCGAACGCCACGACGCGGCAGGCGUCGCGGGUCACCUCGGCAGCGGCGAUCGACCCGUGGUAGCCGGAGGUUUCCAGGGCGAGCCAACGCCUUGCCUCGGCGAGCUUGGCCGCCGGGGUUUGAGAGGCGGUAUCAGGCAUUGGCUUGGUUCGGAGACGGCGGGGGAAACAGGGGCUCCGCUUGACCGAAGUGCAUGGGCGUCCGUCUUGAAACGAGCGAUCAUCAGCGACGUCCACGGCAACCUCGAGGCGCUUCAGACGGUCCUGAAGCACAUCAAGGAGCAGUACGUCGACGAAGUCUUCUGCCUCGGCGACGUGAUCGGCUACGGCCCGAAGCCGUGCGAGUGCCUCGACGAGGUGAUGGACGCCUGCAAGGUCGCCCUGCUGGGCAACCACGACCAAGGCGCGCUGUUCGACCCGGAGGGUUUCAACAGCGGGGCGGAGCGGGCCAUCUUCUGGACCCGCGACCAACUCGAGUCGACCCGCGGCGACCGCGACCAGAUCGACCGCCGCUGGGACUUCCUCGGCGGCCUGCCGCGGAUCCACCGCGACGAGCAGUGGCUGUACGUCCACGGCUCGGCACGCAACCCGGUGAACGAGUACGUGUUCCCGGAGGACAUCUACAACCAGAAGAAGAUGGAGAAGCUCUUCAGCCUCGUGCAGAAGGGCUGCUUCCAAGGCCACACCCACGUGCCGGGCGUCUUCACCGAGAGCCGCAACUUCGUCACGCCCGAAGAGACCAACUACGUCUACGAGAUCAACGACCAGAAAUUCAUGGUGAACGUCGGCUCGGUCGGCCAGCCGCGAGACGGCGACCCGCGCGCCUGCUACGUGAUCCAGGAGCCGGAACGGCUGACGUUCCACCGUGUCGAGUACGACAUCGACGUGACGGCCGACCUGAUCUACGCGACGCCCGACCUCGACAACUUCCUCGGCGAUCGGAUCAAGCGAAUGGACAUCCAACAACGCCGCCCCGGACGCGGCGGCGAUCAGCCCUUCGAUCAGCGUUUCCUGCUGUUCGCCAUGCUGGCGAUGGCGGUCUUGAUGAUGUUCAACGGGCUCUUCGCCCCGCCGCCCGUUGAGCCGAACAACCAACUGGCCGCCGAAGACCCAGCGGCCGCCGAAGCCGCGACCGAAGACGAAGUCGCCGAGCUCGGCGCCACGGCGGAGCCGAUCGCCACCGCCGAGCCGAUCGAAGAAGACCCCGUCGCCGAGCCGCAGCGGGUGGCCAUCGGUUCGGUCGCCCCGGACGGCGCUUUCCGCAUGCUGCUGACGGCGAACAACGUCGGCGGCGCCGUCGAGCGGAUCGAGCUUUCCAGCGAGAAAUACCGCGACCUCGACGAACGCACCGGCUACGCCGGCGCGUUGGCUCUCUCCAACGCGGCAGAAGGCGGCGCGCUCGUGAACGUGGUUGGCGCCGGAACGCCGGCCGCUGCUGCGGGGCUCCGAGCGGGCGACGUCAUCCGCAAGGCGACGCUGCCGGACGCCGAGCCGCAGGCGAUCAGCGACGCCAACGAUCUGACCGCGGUGCUGGCGACCUCGAAGCCACGACAAUCGCUUGCUCUCGACGUCACGCGCAACGAGAUUCCCACAACCGUCACCAUCGAGCUGCGCCGCCCGCCGCUCAACCUGCUGCGGCCUGAAAUCGAGAACGUCCGUCUCUACACGCCCGAUCCGCCGCGUGACUUCGACUCGGUCCCAUCGUUCGUCGUGACGCUGACGACGGUCGGCGCCCGGCGGGGCGACGACCCACUCGUUGUCGAAGCGAACCGGCGCCUCGCCGAAGAGGCGUGGACCGUCGCCGACCAAGCGGCCGACUCGGUCACGUUCCGCAAGCGGCUGCCCGAGCUGGGUGUCGAGGUGUCCAAGCAGUUCCGCGUCGUCGAGACGCCAUCCGACGAACAGGCCAACGGGGCCUACCCGUCGUACCACUUCGAGCUCUCCGUCGAAGUGACCAACCUCGCCGCGACGGCCCAGGCGGUCGCCUACGAACUGACGGGGCCCAACGGCUUGCCUAUUGAGGGCUUCUGGUACAGCAACAAGAUCGGCCGCGGCGACGGCAGCUACUUCGGCGACUGGGGCGCCUUCGGCCUGCGUGACGUGGUGGUCCGGUACGCCGGCGACCGCUUCGUGCAGUUCAGCGCCUCGCAAGUUGCCGACGGCGACGUCCGCCCGAUGGGCCAGGGCCGGCCGCUGGCCUUCGUCGGCGUCGACUCGCAGUACUUCGCGUCGAUCAUCAUCCCGCAGAAGCCGUCGCUCGACGACGUCCGGCUGGCGGAGGUCCGCGCCGAGCUCGCGACCGCCGAGCUGCCCGAUCGCGACCCCAACCGGUGGGAGAACGCGUCGUGCGUCCUGCUGCGGGAGACGGCGACCCUCGCCGCGGGCGAGAAGCUGACGGACGACUACCGCGUCUUCGCCGGGCCGAAGCUGCCGCAACUGCUCGACGCCUACCGCGUCAACAACGACCCGACGCACACGCUGCACAGCGUGCUGUACUACGGGUGGUUCGGUUGGGCCGCCAAGCCGAUGCUCUGGCUGCUGCACACCUUCUACGGCUUGGUGGGCAACUACGGCGUCGCGAUCAUCAUGCUGACGAUCUGCGUUCGCGGGGCCAUGUUCCCCAUCGGCCGGCAGCAGGCGCUCAACAUGCGGAAGAUGCAGGAGCUCAAGCCGGAGCUCGACCGCAUCACCGAGAAGUACAAGGACGACAUGCAGAAGCGCUCGCAGGCGCAGCAAGAGCUGUUCCGCAAGCACAACUACAACCCGGCGGCCGGUUGUCUGCCGCUGUUCUUGCAGUUGCCCAUCUUCAUGGGCUUGUACCGGGCGCUGGCGGUCGACGUCGAGCUGCGGCAAGCGCCGCUCUUCAGCGACGCGAUCCGCUUCUGCAGCAACCUGGCGGCGCCCGACAUGCUGUACGACUGGUCGGGAUUCAUGCCGCAGUGGGUGAACACCGGCCAGGGGAUGCUGGGGCUGGGCCCCUACUUCAACAUCUUGCCGCUGGCGACGUGUGGACUGUUCUUGCUGCAGCAGAAGAUAUUCAUGCCGCCGCCGACCAACGAGCAAGCGGCCCUACAGCAGAAGAUGAUGCAGUGGAUGAUGCUGUUCAUGGGCCUCUUGUUCUUCAAGGUGCCCAGCGGCUUGUGCAUCUACUUCAUCGCGUCGAGCCUCUGGGGCAUCGCCGAACGCCAGAUGCUCCCGAAGCCGACGCCCGUCGAGCCAACCGCCGGGGCCGUGACCGCCCCGCCCGCUUCGCGGGCCAAGCCGGCCUCGAACGGUUCGGGCGGGAAGAAGCCCACCGGCGCGAAGGCUUCUUCGAAAGCCAAGUCGAAGGGCAAGGGCAAAGGGAAGGGCAAGCGGAAGCGUUAA
Molecule: messenger RNA, 6918 nt
Organism: Cladocopium goreaui
Lineage: Eukaryota; Dinophyceae; Suessiales; Symbiodiniaceae
Source: the annotation of a GenBank genome assembly